AUGAAUCGAGUGGCUCUAGCAGCGUCUUGGAGAGUCAACAUUUGCCAUCAGACAUGUCGUCUAUUUUCGACGACUCUCCAAGCCAGUCAAGGCCAGUCGGCGGCAACGAGCCGAUCUGGUGCAGCCAACGGAAAGCUCAAGGGUGCCGAGAAAUUGGCCGCUCGUUCGAGAUCCAGCUUUGUCAGCCAAGGACACGAUCCACAAACGCGGCUUCGUCUCGACGUUCGCAAAAAGUACACUGGACGUCAUGGCGUCUUCCGUUCAACCGUGCUGCACCGCCUCCAAACCGUUCUCACACAGCUGGCUUCCUCUCAGUUCUCCACCGCCGGGAUCGGCGAGGACGAACUCAACCGACAGGCAGCCCUUUUCAUGAACGCUCUCGAUCAUGCGUUCUCUCUCGCUGAGCAGAAUGUCACUCGUCGGGACAAGAACCCCCUAUUUUGGAGCUUGAGGGAUGCCUUCAUCAUGAAGGACAUCAAAGGCCUCACCAAGGAGAUACAGUACUCAUUCCAGUCCUUCGUCGUCCGAGAGCGAUUCUCCAAAGACCUUGAAGAGAGCCAAAAGCGGUUACUCGACUUCCGCUACCCCCACGAGUGGUUUCCGGCCACCCGGACGAUGCAGCGGACGGUCCAUGUCCACGUCGGGCCGACGAAUUCGGGGAAAACCUACAACGCGCUCCGGGCGCUUGAGAACUCGAAAUGCGGCGUCUACGCGGGGCCUCUCCGUCUGCUCGCCACCGAAGUCUAUCAGAGGCUGCAAGCCAAAGGACUCCCCUGCGCCCUCCUCACGGGCGAGGAAGUUCGCAUCCCCGAGGACACGGACCAGUACUUCUCCAGCUGCACGGUGGAAAUGGUGCCCCUCAACACGCGCUUCGACGUGGCCGUCAUCGACGAGAUCCAGAUGAUCACCGACGAUGACCGUGGCAAUGCGUGGACCACGGCGCUCCUCGGCGUCCAGGCCAAGGAGGUUCACGUUUGUGGUGAGGAUCGGACCGUGCCUCUCAUCCAGGCCCUCUGCGCCGGCAUCGGCGACGAGUGCAUCGUGCAUCGGUACGAACGACUCAGCCCGCUCAAGAUGAUGGACACAUCCAUCGAGGGCGACUACAGCAAGCUUCAGAAAGGCGACGCCGUUGUCGCCUUCAGCCGGCUAUCGUUGCACGUCUUGAAACGAAACAUCGAGGCCUACACGGGCAGACGCUGCGCCAUCAUAUACGGCUCCCUGCCCCCCGAAGUGCGCGUCCAGCAGGCGGCGCUGUUUAAUGACCCCGACAACGACUACGACUUCGUCGUCGCCAGCGACGCCAUCGGCAUGGGGCUCAACCUCGAGAUUCGGCGCGUCAUCCUGGAGUCGGUUACGAAGUUUGACGGAAGCCAGAACCGACUGCUCAACAGUCCGGAAAUUAAACAGAUUGGCGGCAGGGCAGGCCGCUAUCGGACGGCGCAAUCUGCCGUCAAGGCCAACGAGGUCGCCGCGCCGGGACGAACGGUGGUGGAGAAGGAGGAGGAGGAGGAGGAAAAGGUCGGGUACGUGACGACGAUGGAUCGUGCCGACCUGCGAAAUGUGCAGCGGGCAUUUCAGAAAAAGGUGGACGACAUCAAGACGGCGUCGAUCCAGGCUCCGGCCGGCAUCGUCGAGCGGUUCGCGUCGUACUUCCCGCCGGACACGCCUCUGUCGUUCAUCUUGAUGCGCAUCAAGGCCAUGGCGACGGUGGGCCCUCGGUUUCGACUCAACAUCGGAAACGACAUCCUCGAGAUCGCGGACAUCAUCCAGGAUCUACCGCUCACCAUCUUUGACAGGUUGACGUUCUGCUACCUGCCCGUUGCCCUCCGAGCAGAAGGGGCGGUCGACGUGCUGCGGGCGCUCGCUCGCGUGGUGGCCGAGAACUCGACGGGAGACCUGCUAUCGAUCAAGGAGAUGCCGCUCGAGAUCCUCGACCUCGAGCUGGGGGGUGCCGAUAGCGGGACCUCUCAGGAGUACCUCUACAAGCUCGAGUCGCUGCACAUCGCCAUCAACCAGUACAUGUGGCUGUCGUACCGGUACGCGGGUAUGUUUCGCAGUCAGGCGCUGGCGCUGCAUGUGCGCUCGCUGGUGGAGGAGAAGCUGAUCCAGACGCUCGACCGGCUGGAUUUUACCGAGGAGCAGCUCGAGAGCCAGCGCAAGACGAAACGACAGCAGGCUCGAGGCCGCAAGCUCAACAGGCUGCAGAUCGGCCAGGGCAAGGGCGAGGCGGACGAAGCGGAGUAG
Messenger RNA from Drechmeria coniospora, 2244 nucleotides. RefSeq names its product ATP-dependent RNA helicase SUV3 precursor. Gene Ontology annotation, biological process: mitochondrial RNA 3'-end processing; RNA catabolic process. Gene Ontology annotation, cellular component: mitochondrial degradosome. Lineage: Eukaryota; Fungi; Ascomycota; Sordariomycetes; Hypocreales; Ophiocordycipitaceae. The transcript has 2 exons. The coding region runs from base 1 to 2244 and encodes 747 amino acids. Gene Ontology annotation, molecular function: ATP binding; hydrolase activity, acting on acid anhydrides; RNA helicase activity. The record is from RefSeq and is a predicted model, not a curated record.